Messenger RNA from Colletotrichum chrysophilum, 3195 nucleotides. RefSeq lists its product as uncharacterized. Gene Ontology annotation, molecular function: calcium ion binding; phosphatidylinositol-4,5-bisphosphate phospholipase C activity. The record is from RefSeq and is a predicted model, not a curated record. Gene Ontology annotation, biological process: lipid metabolic process; phosphatidylinositol-mediated signaling. NCBI's taxonomy places the organism in Eukaryota, Fungi, Ascomycota, Sordariomycetes, Glomerellales, Glomerellaceae. The transcript has a single exon. The coding region runs from base 1 to 3195 and encodes 1064 amino acids.
AUGUCUCCAGAGACUGCCGUCAUGACGAGCAACAGCUCCGUCCAGGCAUCCCCUGAACACAGGGGACGAGAGCUUGUAGACGACCAGUUCUCUACAGGUUCUUUUCAACUACCAGAGUCGGUUCUGUCAAGGAAAACCAGUGACAACUCACUGGGCCAGACCCUGGUGGGCAGUCCAAGUGCCAUGUCAGAGGCCGUGAGCAAGGGUAACAACAUCAUCCGCCGCCUCUCCAACCGAGCUACUGCCAGGUUCUCUCGGCGCAGGACGUCCUCAGCGGCGCCCAACAGCCGUGAUGGCAGUGUCGGUCCUGGCAUGCUCCGGCGUAGAAGCGACAGCAACAACACGGCCCCACCCGACCUUGCCACGUACAGCGACUCGGACGAUGAAUUCGUUGAUGAGAUGGACGAUCUCCGGUCUCUGAUCGGCGGCCUCGACGGGGCUCUCAGAGAAUCCUCCUCAAAUAGCACAACAGCCUCACUCGCCGGCUCCACCUCCCCUUCAAACACCACUGCCGGCCCUGUCAUCCCAUUCCAGCUGCUCAAGGGCACCUGGAUCAGGAAGGUAUCCAAGAAGAACUGGAAGAAGCGCUUCGUCCUCGUUUUCGAUCAAGAAGCGGCCAAGAUUUCAUGGGACAAGAACAGGCCCCACAAGUGCCUAUACAUUGACGACAUCAAGGAGAUCAGGACCGGCUCCGACAUUCGUCAGUACCGCAUUGACUACGGCGUUCCGGAAUCUGAGGAGAGCCGGUGGUUCUCCAUCAUGUACGCCGUGCCCGACAAGUCCAAGACCAAGAUGAUGCAUCUUGUUGCCGACGACGACAGCACCUUUUACAACUGGGUCACCACACUUGAGGCCAUUUCCAAGCACCGACAAGACAUGAUGGCCUCGCUUAUGGCGUUUAAUGACCGUGCGAUCCGCGAUUACUGGGUAACCGAGAUGAACAAGCAGUGCCUCGGCGGCGAAAAGCACCCGAAUCCUAUUGAAGAAGGCGACAUUGACUUUGACGGGGUUCAGCGGGUCUGCCGGAAUCUCCACAUCCAUGCCUCGCCCAGUCAGCUGCGUGCCAAAUUCCAUGCGGCUGAUGUCACCAACACGGGUCGUCUGAACUUUUACGAGUUCCAGACUUUUGUGGGUUACAUGAAACGUCGUGACGACAUUCGCCAGAUCUACAACCAGAUCGCGGCUUCUCCAGACCUUGGCCUUACCCUCAAGGAGUUUCUCGGCUUCCUGCGCGAAGUCCAGCGCGAGAACAUCGAUGGUGACCUUGCCGCCUGGGAAGCAUUGUACGCCAAGUUUUCGCGCAAGUUCCGUACCAAGGAUGCCGAGAAGCUUGACGCUUCCCUCGUCGAUGGCCUCCGAAUGGGCGACGCCGCCUUUGCCGCCUUCCUGACCUCCACCUACAACCUGCCCGUUUACAAGGAACCCAAGGAGUAUACCCUGGACCGACCUUUGAACGAGUAUUUUAUCUCUAGCUCUCACAACACUUACCUGCUCGGCCGACAGGUUGCCGGUCUGUCCAGCGUCGAGGGUUACAUCUCAGCCCUUGCCCGCGGCUGCCGCUGUGUCGAAGUUGACUGCUGGGAUGGCGCCGAUGGCCAGCCUACUGUCAACCAUGGCAGAACUCUCACGACCUCGAUCAGCUUCCAGGAAACCAUGACGACCAUCAAUAAGUACGCCUUCGUCAAAACCCGCUACCCCCUUUGGAUCUCCCUGGAGGUGCACUGCUCCCCGCCGCAGCAGGCCGAGAUGGCCCGCAUCAUCAAGGAGACUUUCGGUUCCCGACUUGUCACCGAGCCCCUCGACCCCUCUUCCGACAAACUUCCGACCCCCGAGCAGCUCAAGGAGCGUGUCCUCAUCAAGGUUAAGCGCCCUCAGCCAAAGGAGGAACCCAAGCCGGCGGAGACCACUGGUCGUCGACGAGGCAAUAGCCUUACCUCGCCGUACCCGAAGCCUGUGCAGCUCGACAACAGCGUCAUCCCCUCGCAAUCUCUUCCUCAGAGCCCGAUCCUCAGCCCGAGCCUCUCCACUCGACGAUUGGUCAGCAAGAGCCGUGUUAACACCAUUACAGAGGGUGAGGUCCAGGACGCGUUGAGCAGUAGCACCAGCGACAACGACAGCGCCGGCGAGCGUGUGCCUGCGAAGAGGUCUUCGAACAAGACGGUCAAGGUGCUUGGAGAUUUGGGUGUCUACUGUGCAGGACUCAAGUUUGGUGGAUUCGACACUGCUGAUGCGAAGGCCUACAACCACAUCUUCUCCUUCAUGGAAUCGAGUUUCUUCAGAAACAGCCGUCUCAAGGAGGACAGGGUAGCCAUGGACCGACACAACAUGCGCUACAUGAUGCGUGUCUACCCCGAUCGCACCAGAAUCACCUCGAACAACUUCAACCCGAUCAGCUACUGGCGCAAGGGUGUGCAAAUGGCGGCUCUCAAUUGGCAGACAUUCGACCUCGGCAUGCAAAUCAACCAGGCCAUGUACGAAAGCGGCACCGACAGAUCCGGAUAUGUGCUGAAGCCUACUGAGCUCCGAGAGAUCAAGAGGUUGCCUGAGGAAUGGUCUGGCAAGCGAGAGCGCAAGGAGGUGACUUUCAGCAUCGACGUGAUCUCGGCGCAGCAACUCAUGCGACCCAACGGCAUGCCGGCCAACAAGCCCGUUGACCCGUACGUCGAGGUUGAGGUAUUCCACCCCAACGACAAGAGGGACAAGAUGGAGGUGGACCCCACCAUGGCGUCGGUCUCGGAUUCGCCUCUCAAGUACAGAACCCAGAUCAUUCAGGAGAACGGCUUCAACCCCAUUUUUGACGGCAAGUUCACGUUCAAGGUCACGACCAAGUUCCCCGAGCUCAUCUUCGUACGUCUGUCGGUCAAGCUCUCCCACAACGGCGAGAGCUACAAUGACCGGCCUCCAAUUGCGACGCACACCGCCAAGCUCAGUGGCCUUAAGCGUGGCUACCGCACCUUGCCGCUGUUUGAUCAUAAUGGCGAGCAGUACCUCUUCUCCACACUAUUCACCCGUGUCAGCGUCGACUCUGUCCAGACGGUUCUCUUUGAGAACCCCGAAGAUAACGCGGACAACACUAGCACUAACAGCAAGCCGCGAGGCAUCGGACGCGUCUCCAAUAUCUUUGGGACUCGCUCCAACAACAUCAGCCCCAAGUCCAGCAUGGACAAAUCGAGCUACGACGGCUCCUUGGGCUAA